This is a messenger RNA of Branchiostoma floridae (Florida lancelet), 1277 nucleotides long. RefSeq lists its product as uncharacterized. Bases 447 to 1175 code for a protein of 242 amino acids. Gene Ontology annotation, biological process: negative regulation of Wnt signaling pathway; multicellular organism development. Gene Ontology annotation, cellular component: extracellular region. Lineage: Eukaryota; Metazoa; Chordata; Leptocardii; Amphioxiformes; Branchiostomatidae. The transcript has 6 exons. The record is from RefSeq and is a predicted model, not a curated record.
GUUAAUCGUUAUCUUUUGCUCGGACCGUUUUGUGAGAACUCAUUUGGUGCCCCUCACCACAGACGGCUGUUCCACUGACUGUGUAGUGCCGACUCCCCACUGUAGAAUAGUUAACGUCCAAUCUUCAAGGUGGGUGGCUCUAUCUUACUCCUUCCAAGGAUUACAUCUUUGUAAGGUGCUGGAACGAGACACAGGCGGGAGCCGAAGCACCUAGAACCGAUACUAUCGUCUGAUCUGAGGGCGCGGGAACAACGGACACCGACAUUGUCGUCUCAAACAUCGUCUGAGGAAAAAACACGGUGGAGUUGAGCUUGAACCAACCACCGAGCAGUUGUCUUUUAAAACUCAGGGAAACGGUGACGAUUAGAGUCGGUCUUGUGCAAGCGAGGUGAAACUACCGAGGACGGUAUUCAUUUCUGUACUGUGGAAGGGAGAGAAAGGUAGACAUGGAGAUGUGGAUUUCAGUCUGUGUUCUGGUCCUAACACUAAUUCAAACCGCGGUUGCGGAGGUGCGAGUGUGCCGGUCGGACGCCGACUGCCAGCGGGAUGAGUACUGCACCGGGGUCACCACCCGCUCGGACGGCUACUGUGUGCCCAUGGUAGGAGCGCGCCCUUGCGUCCGGGACCGGGACUGCCCCGUGGACGAGUUCUGCAGCUUCCAGGGUCAACUUCAACAGGGGUUUUGCACGCAAAGACUUAGCGCCAUCCCGCCCCAGUACGACCCGGUAGUGAUGGGGUACCCGUUCGGCAGUCUGCAGCGGUGUUUCGGGGACGAUAACCGGGGAGACCGGUCCGGCUGUCCGCCCUGGGAGUACUGCUCAGACCAGACCGGCAGGACGGAGGGGUACUGUCUGGGCCAGGAUUGCUACAGUAACACUGACUGUGAGGGUGUCACGUGUAACGGCGGUGCUGUGAACCCCCGGCUCCGUGGGUACUGCAGUCUGCCCCUGGUUCCGCGGACACAGCUCAACCUGGAGCCGGACCUACAAGGGGAGCCCAUCCGGGAGGAGCCCGGGACAACACGGGGGGACUCCCCGCCCAAGGACGACGGAACAGCCGCUGAGGGACAGUCUGAGGAGCUGGCGGAUGAAGAGGCAGGGGCCGGCCUGGACGUGUCACCGAAGUUCAAGCUACAAUUUCUCACAGAAAAACCCGACGUUUCACAGGAUUCGUAGUUUCCUCAGGUGCCUGCGACCGAGGCUAUCUUCUAUAAAGUAGCACCUGUUCAAGACACUGAUAUAUGUUUGACACGCCUAAAGACUCAUAUCAACAAGCCG